Messenger RNA from Hippopotamus amphibius kiboko, 2438 nucleotides. It is a transcript of the gene OGFRL1, whose product is annotated as opioid growth factor receptor like 1. Lineage: Eukaryota; Metazoa; Chordata; Mammalia; Artiodactyla; Hippopotamidae. The coding region runs from base 69 to 1436 and encodes 455 amino acids. The transcript is spliced from 7 exons. The record is from RefSeq and is a predicted model, not a curated record. Gene Ontology annotation, molecular function: opioid growth factor receptor activity. Gene Ontology annotation, cellular component: membrane.
CGGAGCCCGGAGCCCGGAGCCCGGAGCCCCGCGCCCGCGCCCUCCGCGGCCCCGCGCCCGCCUCUCCGAUGGGCAACCUGCUCGGCGGGGUCAGCGUGCGCGAGCCCACCACCGUGGAGGACUGCGACUCCACCUGGCAGACGGACUCGGAGCCCGAGUCCGAGGAGCUGGGGCCGGGCGGCGGCGAGGGCCCGGGGCGGGAGCCUGCGCAGCCCCCGGAGCCCUUGGAACCCUCGGAGCGAGCCGGCGGCCGGCCCCGCGCCAGCCCCGCGCCGGACCGGGACGCCGAGGCGGCGGGCGCCGAGCAGGGGGCUGAUUCCACGGAAGCAACCGCCAAACCAAAGAGAAGUUUUUAUGCUGCGAGGGAUUUGUACAAAUACCGACAUCAGUACCCACAGAACUUCAAAGAUAUCCGAUAUCAAAAUGACUUGAGCAAUCUUCGUUUUUAUAAGAAUAAAAUUCCAUUUAAGCCUGAUGGUGUUUACAUUGAAGAAGUUCUCAAUAAGUGGAAAGGAGAUUAUGAGAAGCUGGAACACAACCACACCUACAUCCAAUGGCUUUUCCCCCUGAGAGAACAAGGCUUGAACUUUUAUGCUAAAGAACUAACUACGUAUGAAAUUGAGGAAUUCAAGAAAACAAAAGAAGCAAUUAGAAGAUUCCUCCUGGCUUAUAAAAUGAUGUUGGAAUUUUUUGGAAUAAAACUGAUAGAUAAAACUGGCAAUGUUGCUCGGGCUGUGAACUGGCAGGAAAGGUUUCAGCAUCUGAAUGAGUCUCAGCACAACUAUUUAAGGAUCACUCGUAUUCUGAAAAGCCUCGGCGAGCUUGGAUAUGAAAGUUUUAAAUCUCCUCUUGUAAAAUUUAUUCUUCAUGAGGCUCUUGUGGAAAAUACUAUUCCCAAUAUUAAACAGAGCGCUCUGGAGUAUUUCGUUUACACAAUUAGAGACAGAAGGGAAAGGAGAAAGCUCCUGCGAUUCGCCCAGAAACAUUACACUCCCUCGGAGAAUUUUAUCUGGGGACCACCGAGGAGGGAACAGCCCGAGGGCAGCAAAGCCCCGAAGACCCCCGCCCUGCCCACCUCCGGGCAUCACAGCCAGGCGUCUAUGCACAAAAAACCCAAGGACUCCAAAAAUUCCUCUGCAGCUGUGCAUGUAAAUAGCAAAACAGCCGAAGACAAAAAAGUGGCACCUGGGGAGCAGGGGGAGGAGACAGAGAGGCCCAGCUCAGAGCCCGGCGCUGAGGCCGCCAGACUGGGAGACGCCGAGAGAGACAGUGAUGCAGACAGUUCCAGUCCUCAAGGGGAAAAGACGAUUGCCCAUCCCGGGGAGAAGAAGGAGAGUGCGUCUCCCUCCGAAAAAGAUGAAGAAGGUGAAAACCAUAACAGAGACUGUGAAAGUCCUGGAGAUACAGGUUCCCAUGAUGAAGCUCAGUUACAGUGAAUUAUCAGAAAGCCCCCAAACCCAUGUGGGUGAGGGAGGAAAAAGCUGCUGUACAGUGUGCUCUGAGGAACAGAGGCGACGUUUCUGAGUGUAGCCAGAUAUUUGUGAUUUCUGUUGUGAGCAUUUAGUUGUCACUUGAUUUUUAUUUCAGAUGACAGUGAGUUUAAGAUUUAAAAGGAAGUCUGAAGACAGGACCCAGUUAAUGAAUGUAUUCUCUAACACUUUUGGGAUGUGAGUUUUCGAAUCCUUUACACAACAAUUGCUUUUAAAUUAUUUUCAUUGCAUCUGGAAAUAAUCAUGUAGUCUUGGGUAUAGCAAAUAAAUUCUUUGGAGAGACUACAUUCUACAUGAAGAGAAUCAAGAGGAUACUUUCGUUCUGUUGCCACCCUUUGUCCGAUUUAUGGGUUCCCUUUUUUAAGCUGCAAGAAAGAAUUUGGUCUUCUCAGAUGAAUUCAGAAAGAAAUUUGGAGUUUACCAUUACAGCACCUCAGCAUGUUUAUUUUUAGGUUCUGGUAAGUGGGAUGGAUGUUCUUGGGGAGAAAUACACCCCUCUCCCCGUGUGUAGGUCCCACUGUUUUUCCUCUUCCCCUCUCCAUCCUCGCCCUCAGUGGCCACCUGUGCCGCAGGCACCUGCAUUUCUAGUGUACAUUCCGAUGAUCUCCUACGGUGACAUUUACAUGGAACAGAGGGGACUGCCAGCUGUAUGAUUUCAAGAAUUUGCUUUGUUUAAAAUAAUAAAAAUGUUUUUCUGUAUUAAGUGCUUGAAAACAAAUUUUGAUGCAGAAGUCCAAGGAGAGAACUUUGCCUUCUGUGGCUGUUCUGUAUAAAUUUGGUGCUUGUUUCUGAAUGCAAAUGACUACAGAAUUUAAAAUUAAGAAAGGAAAUUAUUCACUUUUAAAAGGCAUGCAUCUUGCACUGGCAACAAGGCAGUGGUCCCUAAAACCAUGAAUAUCUCAGUGUUAUGUGGACUGUGAAGUUAAUAUUGCUUAGUCCACAGUGUAU